This is a messenger RNA of Cylicostephanus goldi, 261 nucleotides long. The record is from the annotation of a GenBank genome assembly. NCBI's taxonomy places the organism in Eukaryota, Metazoa, Nematoda, Chromadorea, Rhabditida, Strongylidae.
AUGUGGGCAGUAUGGGCAGCCAUCUGCUUGGCUGGUAUGGUGCCCGUCCACUCUCUCUUCCCAGGAGCGAUUCCUGACGAAGGUGAUGUCCGUCACCUGUAUCCAGUGACGCAGAUCUCGAUGGGACUGGACAACCACGCCCAUGCUGUACCGUACCUUCUCGGUUGGUUGGAAAACAUUGAUUAUCCGAAAGAUCGCAUUCAUGUGAUGAUCUACCUACUAAGUAAGGAAGAUACCACGGGUGAUCAGGUGAAAUGGUAA